Molecule: messenger RNA, 7021 nt
Organism: Lymnaea stagnalis (great pond snail)
Lineage: Eukaryota; Metazoa; Mollusca; Gastropoda; Lymnaeidae
Source: the annotation of a GenBank genome assembly
CAAAGAGUCUGUGGCAACAUGCGUUAAAGCAGAGGACCAAACUCUUUUUCUGGGUUUCACUGGUGGUUACAUCUAUUUGUUCCAUGCAAUAUCUUUGAUUGUAAGUACGGCACUUUGUUUAACUCAGCCAUAGGUAGACUGUUGUACAUCGGCUACUUGAUAAUUCGUAUACAUUCAGGCUCAUUCUUGUCUACGUCAGUGGUAUCAAUCUAUUUUGGAAGGUAUCCCCACUGAAAAAGUAAUUUAUUAUAGAGGUCCAGUGCAAUCAUAAAUGGGUUAAACCCUCAACAUGUUAAAAAGAAUAACCCAAGUUUUAGAACCACUGGUUGACAUAAAGUAUGUGAAACAAUAACUUGUAAUGACUGUAAUGUGUGAUGAUAAAAAAAUUGUAUUUUGGUAUUGAAAUGAUUGGUUACAAGGGAAAGAGGUUGGUCAAAUGAAUUCGGCCAACAGAUUGAGUCAGUAAGUGAGGAGGGCUUUUAUGCAAAUUUUGGGUAGUCUGUCAUUUAUUUUGAUACUGAUACAUUUUUAUCCUCAAUUUCCAUGAAGGCCCAAAUUAACUAAAAUCAGAAAUAUUUACUGAAAUUUUUAGUCAGUUUUUUAAAAAAUAAUUUGUCUACAGCAUUUAGUAUCUCUACCAGUGCCUUCAUUUCUCCACCACUCCUCAACCACUGGUGGUGGCGUCUUCACAAUGGCUUUUAACCCUAGCAAUACCUUGCUGACAACUGCUUACAAAAAUUCUGGGAUGUGUGUUUGGGACCUUCAGAAUAUCUCCAACAUCAAGCAGAGGUUUCUCACUUAAAACACCAUUGCUGGAUUUUAAAUUCAAUUAAAAGACAUAUAUUUUUUUCAAAUUUUAAUUCAUUUGUGGGUUGUUGCAGAUUCAAAUUUUUUUUUUCAUAUGGAAGAUUUUUUUUAAGCCACAUUUUUAUUGUUCUGUUGUGUCUGAUUUUAGGUUUUGAUAUUCCUUGUAUUUAUUUGUCUUUACUCUCAGCUUGGUGUCCAUCACCCCCUCCCCCCCAACCCCAUUUCAGGCCCUGUUACAUGCUUUUUGCAAUGGAUACAAGUGUUAUUUACUAAUACUCCUUAAUAUCAUAUAGUAAUUAUUGAUAGGAAGACUAGAAUUUUAAAUUAUUAUUAGGAUAAAACCAGCUCCACCACUUAUGGUUUUCCCCCUUAGUGAUUUUGGUAUCAGCAUCUUGGGUCCACCUUUGGAAAGUUGAAUAAAACUACGGAUUCAGCCUUAUUUAUUUAUUUAUUUAGACAUUUUUAUAAAGCGCUUACCUUAAAGCUCUAAGUGCUUUACAAUUAUUAAAAACAUGUAAACUAACUACAAUAAAAAUGAGACAUUAGGAUAGUAAUUACUAUACUAUAGAAACAAUUAAAAUGGCUAUAAAACGAGGACACUUUGGCACGUUUUGGCCUAUACUACAGGAUUAACCCGAGACAGAAAAUGAGGCAGGGCAAGGAGGGUGCAUCACAGGUCAUAGGCGGACCUAAACAGAUGGGUUUUAAGGGACUUUUUAAAAGUGGACGAGGUUUCACAAUGACUGAUAUUGAAGGGGAGCUGGUUCCAGAACGUGGGCCCAUGGAAGUAGCCUUUCAAGUAAUUUAAUGACAGAACCCUUUCUUGGAGGGUUUCUUUUUUUGGGAGCCUGAUGCCUCUUAAUGUUAUAGUUAUUUUUCUGUUGGUUGCCAGGAUUCAAAGAAAGAUCAAGUCAAAUCCCUGCUGUUUUUGACUUUAUAAGAUUAGCUGAUGUCAAGAACUCAAUAAAGUUGUUGUUUUCAUUUUAAUUUUCCUAUCUUACCAUUCUCAAAACUCGGAACAGAUACGUGGCUGUCUACCACAGCAAGGCCAUCACCAACAUUGAUAUAUUUACCAACUUGGAACCUGGAGAGACGGACAGGCAGACGCUGGUCACGGUGUCACAUGACUUCACCAUCCAUCUCUGGGGGAUACUUGUGUCAGACACCAUCUGCUAUGACCGCCUGAGCAUCCUGUUUACCGAACCAUCCACUCUGAACACUGAGGACUCUCAGGUGGAUGUCACAGACAGCUUGAACACCAUCACAGCUGUGAAGGUGAAUGAUACACCUGUAUCUAGUUGAAUAGUGAAUUUUUUAAGCUUUUAACUGUAGGUUCAUGUGAAAAAUUAAUAAUUAUGAUAUGAAAUGAAGUCCUUGGGUAUACUGGAAGAAGUAUGACAAGCUUGGAAUAAACAUGGCUGCACAAAAUCUGGGUAAACUAAAAGGGGGUGGGGGUGUGUGGGUUUUUAACUCUUAGAAUUUGGCUGUUGCAGGAUACGCCCAAGCUAGUGAUGUUAUCAUUGGAGUAGCUGGGUAGGUGUUGCCCUGGGUAGGCUAAGAUUUUUGCCUCUCCCCUUCCACAUAAAGAAAUCUGCAGUUUGCCAAAAAUGCUGCCCCUCAAUAUAAAGAAAAAAAGUGCCACCUGGGGAGGACCACUCUCUGCCCCCCUGCCUAACCCACUGGAUUUAAUACAGGCCUAGUCCACAAUUGGGCAAUAGCUAGGAUGAGUUAAUUUGAGUUGAAAAUCCCAAUGAUGAACUCUGGUAAAGCUGUGUACUAGGUUUUGCAAUACAAAAUUCUUUGCCACACUUUUGACUCCACAGUUGUAGAUUGAACAAUGCUUAGCAAUUGAUACACUCAAAAAGUUUUUUUCUUAUAUGCUGAGACUAAACUCCUAUUAAAAAAUCCAAAACAAAUUAAUGGUGAAAUUUAAAUGAAGAAUUUGUACACAUUAAUUAUAACCCGCACAGGUGAGCCCUGACAAGAAGUACAUAGUUACAGGAAACAAAUCAGGCAAUGUCUGCGUCUACGACAAGGACACCUAUGAGCACACAUCAACAAUUUUGGCUCACAACAGGGAGAUAACCUGCCUGGAGUUUUACUCUGCUAGGCAAGUGGGUUAGUCCUCAAUGUAACCUAGUAUUUUUUAAAAGAACAAAGUAAUUAACCUGCAAUAACUCUGCUUCAACUUCUAUUAAGUAAUUUUUUUAUAAAACAACUUCUAGAAGGACUGAAGUCUAAUGCACAGUUUAGUCCGGAAACUUUAAAAUCUAUGAAAGGUUGCGAGUUCCUUGAUUUGGCUAUCAUAAAAUAUAUUUAUUUGAAAAGUCUCACAUUCAUUUUGCAUUUAAAAAGUCUCACAUUCAUUGUUCAUUAAAAAAAAUCUCACAUUCAUUGUACAUUUGAAAAGUCUCACAUUCAUUGUUCAUUUGAAAAGUCUCUCAUUCAUUUUAAAUUUGAAAAGUCUCACAUUCAUCGUUUAUAACAUUAACAACAGGGAUCUGAAUAAACAACCAGCAUAUGUCAAUCAGCUGGUUGGCCAAGACAGUGGGUCAUCAAGAUGUUGUGAUGGAAUCUGACAACUUUUUUUUCUUUUAUCCUUUAACCUCUUUCUCAGAUUGAUUUUCAGUAACAACUAAGAAAUUGAGAUUUCUGUCAUUUGAAAAAAAAUAUGUGUAUGUUGUGUUAUUAUUCCAUUUUCAAUUUAUGCUCUGCAUUAGUGAUUGUUAAGCUAAUAAUUUUGUUAAAUUUUAGUUUUUGUGGUGAAUUCACCAUAAUUAGAGAGACUAUAAUUUAGUUUAACUAUUGUUAUAUGGUCUCUGCUGUAGCAUAGGCAGGUUAUAAUGAUUUGAAGGGCCUUAGAUGACAGACAGCAUCAAGAAAUUAGAAACAUAAUCAUAAAUAAUUUCUAGUGAAAAUUUCUCCUUUAGUUAAUUCCUAGAGAUCAAUUGUAGAAGCAGGCAACAUUUUAAAGCUAUUUCAUGAUGUAUGCAGUUUCUGAAAUCUUUGUACUGCAACUCCUUGCAAAGAUGUCAGGACCAGCACAAGGCCUGAUUAAAAUGUGACAUUCAAAUAAUCCAUCUGAUAAUAAGAUCAUUUUAUUUUUCAGUUCAGGGAGUUUUGUACUGGUCAGCGGCAGCCGAGAUAGAUUAAUUCAUGUGAUGGACGGCAAUAACAACUUCAGUUUGGUGUCCACCCUCAACAUACACUCAUCCUCCAUCAUGGCCAUCAUCAUCUACGAGCUUAAUGAUGUGGCUUAUAUGGUGUCUUGCGCUACGGACAGGUAAAUUGACAUAAAAAUUGGUAACAUGAUAUGCAACAGGUUAAUUUAAUAUUCUGAUAGGUAAUUCAAUUUACUGAUAGUAAUUAAGUUCUCUUAAUAUAAUUUCAUUGGAUAUUAGUUUAUUUUUUAAGUUGAAAAAAUUUCAAACAAAAAUUUAACAUAAAAAUAGUUAUCUGCUAUACUUACAGGUGAAUUAAUUUACCUAAAGGUAAAUUGAUAUAAAUAAAGGUAAUUUGACUUUCUGAUAGGUUAAAUGAUACUGUAAUUUACAGAAAAUUUUCUACUUAAAAAAAGAAAAAAAUUAUGUGAAAUUUGUUUACCAUCCUGUUGUAAAUAUCCAAGACUAUAUCACUGCUCCUCUAUCAUUGUGUUGCUAUCAUUGCGCAGCCAUCAUUCCUCAUCUAUCAUUGCUCAUCUAUCAUUGCUCAUCUAUCAUUGCCCAUCUAUCAUUGCCCAUCUAUCAUUGCUACGGUGUAAAAUUAAAAAAUAAUACAGCUUCCUGCCUCAAUUUAUUUUUAUUAAUUCAUCUUUUUUUUUUACCCCAGGAGUUUAAGUAUCAGCACUGCAUCCAUCCACCAGGGCAGCACAAGCCAGCCACCACUCUUCCACCUGGCCAAGUGUGCAACAGUUGUAUCUUCUGCUACAGACAUUGCUGCUGACUUGAUUACAGAGCACCUGGUGUUGGGAUGCCAGGAUGGCAAUGUCAGGAUUUUGGACAUGGCAUUACUGCAGGUUUGAAGCUUAUUGGAGAAAAUCAAAAGUUUUUUUUUUUUAUUGAUAACAUGUCUUGAAACUUGGAACAGUUUUCAGUUUGGUUAAAUAAACUAGAUUUUCUUAUAUAAAAUAUGAAUUCCUGUUAUAAAAAAAUUCACACUUGUUUUAGCUAUUUCAAUAGGUUCUAAAGUUUAAGUUUUAAUUAAGUUAAUGGUUUGACAAACACUCAGUUAAAAUUAUGUUAUAUUUAUCAUAAAUAUUAACUUUAAAUACUGUCCUGAAACAAAUGAAAUAAAUAAGGUACAGAGUUUUCAUUUCAUUUCUAAACUAUUUGAUAUGAAAGUGCCAUUUCUUUGUUGCUAGAAACAUCACCUCAGAUCCCCCAGCUAUACUUAGCUAACACUGUCUUCUUCAAACUUUAGGAACAGCGCAUCUUUCGAGGAAGUCCCUCAGAAGACAGCCAGCUCCAAAAGAUCACGCUGGAUGUCAACAGCGCUUUCCUGAUCACAGCUGCCUCAGAUAGAACGAUCAACGUGCUCAACUUCUGCACGGGCGAAAUACUUGUCAGUGUGCCAGGACACACCAAGUACGUUACCGGCCUCGUUUUCACUGCUAAAGGUGAGUGGUUGAUCCUUAUUGGAGGUCUGUAUGAUUUCUGGUGCAUUUGAUGAUUAUUAGUGUAGUAGAUGAUUGUCGGUGUGGUUAAUGAUUGUUGGUGUGGUUGAUGAUUUUUAGCGUGGUUGAUGAUUGUUAGUGUAGUUGACAACUGUUGAAGCUGUUGAUGAUUGUUGGAAUAUAUGUGUCAAAAAAAUAAAAAACAACUUUGUUAAUCAUCUCGUUAAGGAUUCCAUAGAGCUUGCUGUGUAGGCUAACUAAUGAACUAUCCUCAAUACUCUUGUGUGUAGUAUGUUAAUAAAUUUAAUGUAUGAAGGCGUAAUUUCUAUGAAUGUUUUUCUUUUUUUGUUUCAGAAAAUUAUACAUUUUUACUGUGUCAUUAAAUUACUUGCAAUUUACCUAAAAUUUACCAAAAAUUUACCCAUUUGCGCAGAAAGAAAUAAUUUUUAAGUCAGGAUGAAAAUAGCAUGACAUGUGUUAAAAUGGUUCAGAGGCUGUGUAGAGCACAAUGUGAUGCACAUGCAACAAAUUUUUCUUACAUGGGGAAUGGAAAUAGUUGUCAUUCCCAACAACUGAAAUAAUGUAGCCAGACAAUGACAGUAAUGAUAGAACUUUUUGUGUUCUGACACAGGGGGACACAUCAUCUCCACAUCAAUAGAUGGGUGUGUUUUUAUCUGGAGGCUGAGCAAAGGGAUGCUGAGCAAACGAGAAGAGAUAAGUCUGUGCAUUCAGGCCAAGAAGCAGAUGCCCGACGUCACCAGUUACAAGGAUCUGCUCUUCCUUCUUACGCAGUCCGUGGAGGAGGAAGCCAACGUGACACAGGUCGAUGAUAAAAUCAAUGCCGAUGAAGAUCUCGAGGACGACUUAAAAAUUGUCACAGACCAACUGGAGUCUAUAUCUGAGAAAUCCAUCCUAGGCCUCACCACAAUAGAUUUGUCCUUUGGGGAUGGUCGGAAGUCAGCUGGUGAUCUGUCCCUGCAAAGUGAGAUCAAGCCACCCAGUGAGCACUCUGCUCAUGAUUUGUCCCUCAUCUCUGAACAUCUGAUCACAGGAGAUACAAAAUCGGUUACCCAUCAGCUGAGCACUCCUCUGGAUGAUCCUACCGUCUGCAGUCAGGAAAUGGCUAUUGUAGUGGAUCUCAUCGACAAGUUCUGUGAGGAAAUAGAAGGGCACUGCGAUGUGGACAGCGGUAGCCCCUCGUUAUCAAACGUCUCAGAGCAUUCCUCGAAACAAAUGGCUGCGGAGGAAGAGGACCUCUAUAGGACAUUGAACCAUUUAGAUACCUCCAUGGACGACUUAGGAAUCAUCGAAGAAACAUACAGGACCUCAAUGAAUACAAGCCCAUCCAUGAAACGUUUCCAAAUAGAGGAACAUUACCUGAGGGAAGUCACUGGUGAGGUUUUGGACUAUGGUGAGGACCAGGAGAAAAUCAAUGAUGUUUCUGUGAAGAGCAAUAAGAUUGAAGAGGUCAGCAUGAAGAGCAUCAACAUGUAUGCAGAAAUAAAGGGGCUUGGAGAGGAAUCACGAAAGAGGAUGAAUCUCACCAGCUACUCCAUGAACCCAAACCAGUGGGAUGAUGAGAGCUACAACCACAAGCAGCCA